Manacus vitellinus (golden-collared manakin) is the source of this 1455-nucleotide messenger RNA. It is a transcript of the gene SUGCT, whose product is annotated as succinyl-CoA:glutarate-CoA transferase. Gene Ontology annotation, molecular function: catalytic activity. Bases 79 to 1218 code for a protein of 379 amino acids. NCBI's taxonomy places the organism in Eukaryota, Metazoa, Chordata, Aves, Passeriformes, Pipridae. The record is from RefSeq and is a predicted model, not a curated record. The transcript is spliced from 13 exons.
GAUGCUAGUAAUGUAAAGCCAUUGGAUGGUGUGAAAAUUCUUGAUUUAACAAGGGUGCUUGCAGGACCUUUUGCCACAAUGAAUUUGGGAGAUCUAGGGGCUGAAGUUAUCAAAGUGGAAAAACCAGGAGCUGGCGAUGAUACAAGAGCCUGGGGCCCACCUUUUGCUGGGACAGAAAGUGUUUACUUUCUCAGUGUCAAUAGAAAUAAAAAGAGUAUAGCUAUCAACAUGAAGGAUUCAAAAGGAGCAAAGCUAAUCAGAGAGCUUGCAGCAGCAUCUGAUGUUUUUGUGGAAAACUACAUCCCUGGGAAACUGGCUGAAAUGGGUUUAGGUUAUGAAGACAUUAAAAAUGUUGCUCCUCACAUAGUGUACUGUUCAAUAACAGGUUAUGGUCAGACUGGUCCAGUGGUUCAGAGAGGUGGAUAUGACUCCAUUGCCGCUGCUGUUUCUGGUCUCAUGCAUAUCACAGGGCAUGAGGAUGGGGAGCCAGUUAAAAUGGGAGUAGCAAUGACAGAUCUUGCUACUGGGCUGUAUACAUAUGGAGCAAUUAUGGCUGGUUUACUUCAGAGGUAUAAGACUGGAAAAGGGCUGCACAUUGACUGCAAUCUCUUGUCAACUCAGGUUGCAUGUCUCACUCAUGUAGCAGCUAAUUACCUUAAUUGCAAAAUUGAACCAAGACGCUGGGGUACUGCUCAUGGGAGUAUUGUUCCAUAUCAGGCUUUUAAGACCAAGGAUGGCUACAUAGUGGUGGGAGCUGGAAAUGAUCAUCAGUUUGUCACUGUGUGCAAGGUCUUGAAUUUGCCUGAAGUUAGUAAAGAUUCUAGAUACCAAACUAAUGCACUCAGAGUCCAGAACAGAAGAGAACUUAUUGACGUAUUAUCAACCCGGUUUUUGGAAAAAACAACAAUCGAAUGGUUGCAGUUCUUUGAAGGUAGUGGGGUUCCAUAUGGCCCGAUCAACAAUAUGCAGCAAGUGUUUUCCGAUCCUCAGGUACUGCACAAUGGACUUGUGAUGGAAAUGAAUCAUCCAACAGCUGGGAGGAUCGCUGUUCCAGGACCAGGUGUCCGAUACAGUGAAUUUGAUGUGUUACAUCCAAAACCACCUCCACUUGUUGGACAGCAUACAGUGGAGAUACUGAAGAGCAUGCUGGGGUAUGAGGAUGAUGCCAUAGAAGAACUGCUCCGCACUGGUGCUGUGGCUCAGCAUGAGGUCAGAUAAGGAACAUUAGCUACAUUCCUUCACACUGAGUUCACAUUACUUUGUCCUCUCUUUGCUCCCUUCAGUUUCCCUAAUGGGACUCGAAGAGAAGACAUAAUUUAAUUCCUAAUUUUCUUUCACGUGUUUUUGUAUGAUUUUAACACUGAUGUAUCAAAUAAACAAUCUCAUGCUGUCUGAGUGAAAGAUUUUCUUGUGGGGGGUUGGGGGUAAAUGUAAUUAUACAGUCCUGUGUGACUA